Molecule: messenger RNA, 15148 nt
Organism: Pelobates cultripes (western spadefoot toad)
Lineage: Eukaryota; Metazoa; Chordata; Amphibia; Anura; Pelobatidae
Source: the annotation of a GenBank genome assembly
CUGAAUCAUUAUAGGGAACAUAUGUAUUAUUGUAAUAUACCGCAACAGUAAAUUGGGAAUACAAGAUUGCAUACAUAUGUAUGGUUUGUUUUGGUAACAAAAUUCUGAAUUUUAUUUCAGUUGAUGGAUCAAACAAAAGGGCGAAAGUCGCCUGCAACACUUACAAGGUUCCUCGUAGUUAUCGAAUGGUUGUCAUGAGCCAAAUCUAUAAACAGACAUUGGCUAAAAGCUCAGAAACACUUGUUGAUUCACGUGUUAAAAUUCAUCGUUGCAAUGAAUCUUACAUAUAUCUACUUUCUCCAUUGAGGUAAGGUGUUGUGAUUAUUUAUAUUUUUUCGUUACGUACUCUUUGCUACUUGCAGAAAGGUAAAUCCAAGAAAGUAUGAUGUUCAAACACUCUCUAACCUAUAAAGUCAGUGUAGACAAGGUGCAUCAGCGCUUUGCUUUAUAUUUGUGUCCCCUGCAUAGAAGAGAUGAGCACUGAAGUUUGCAUGUGGAGUAUUUGUUAGUGGAAUAUUUUAGGAUGGACAUUUUUUUCUGGUUACCUCUUUCCUGGCUAACCAUGACACAAUUGGUUAUCUCCUCCCAUUCACACCUGAUAGGAAAAAAGAAGAAAACACUAUGAGAAGGCCUCCCUCUCAUUGUAAUCCUGUGUUUUUGCUCCUAUGCUUCACAUGAGUGAAGGAGUAGUAUUACAAAACACAAAGUACCAUCCAUUAUCAAGACACACAAUGAAAGGAAAAGUUUCCCAUUUCAAAUAACAUGAUCUUGCAGGACAAAUACAUUUUAAACAAAACAUAAGUCACAUACCAGAGUGUACAAAAUGAUCAGUAGACCUCAAUAGCUGAUAAAGUACUAGGUAAUGAAGGUAGGGGGGAAAACAGUGCAGCUAAUAAGAAACAUAAAAAUAGACUCACGGAUAUUUUUUGUGGUAAACCAAGCUAACCUCACCAUUCUUCAGAGUUGCAUUGAGUGAGGGUAUGAAGGCCAGUCUGCUAUUUGAUCCUCACAAGUCAGUUUUUUUGUGACGAGAAGACCCUGCAAGCAGUACAUAUGCUGCAAAUGUGACUUCCAGUACCCCUUUAGUGACUAGGGUCUGAUAUAAACUCUUUAAUUGAUGAGCUUACAAUUGUAUAUAGGGUGCAUUAAAAAAAGUGAUUAGUGAGCCACUUGGAUGUUUUGGAACACAUACUGAUUGAAUGACAAGGUCGCCUUCUUCUGUGGCCUGAACUAACUCAAAUAUAGUAUAAGCUAUGGUGAAUGUAAGCCAGGAAACUAAGGUAGUCCAGUCUGAGCAGAAAUUGUAGAUUAUACUAGCUUUAGUGUAACUAUAAUCUUAAUUUUAUUAAUGACAGGAGGCGAAUAUUUGCUUAAGUCUCUCUUUACUAGAACUCCACAGCAGCACAUUAACCAAUCACAAAAAAGUAAGAAAACCAUAAAAGGCCCCUCCCAACCAACUACUUCCUCUUUCAAGCUUUGACAAAAUAGAGUACAUGAACAAUAUACAACUCCAUAAUUAUAGAAGAAGAAAUCAAACAAAAUAAGUCAAUGACCGCCAUCUGUAACAUGGUUCCAGUGGAUGAAAUCUUGACCUUUAUCCUGAAGAAGAUCCGGAUCUAAGAAUCGUAGUCGAACCAUUAAACCGAAACGAGAUAAACCGAGUCGAAAAUUACGAUUAUUGAAUGAAAUGUACUGUGAAAACCUGAAUACACAUCAUCAAUUACUAACAGUACAACAUCCCAGAAAAACACACACUACUCCCCCUAGGAAUACAAUUACCUGACCUAUCUACCACAGCCCAGGAGAACAGGCUCACAUUAAAAGUAGGUCAACCUAAACAAAACCAAAGAAAAAGGGGAGGAAUAAACUUGGAGGAAAAUAUUUGCCUCCUGUCAUUAAUAAAAUUAAGAUUAUAGUUACACUAAAGCUAGUAUCUACAAUUUUAUAGCAUGACAGGAGGCUUCAUAUUUGCUGUUUUAACGCUCUAACAGCAAAGCAAAAGAAGCAUGAUCCGAUGGUCUAAAAUAGAAUUGGCGAAAGGUAUCUUCUCGGGGACCAGUCAGCUGAUUGCAUGAUGUCUUGAAGGGAAGCGCCUGCCAUGAAGGCUCCAGAGGCUGCAGCGCCUUUAACCGAAUGCGCUCCGAAGGUCAAAUUUACCCCGCCAAUGCCAAUAACCAUUUUAUCCAUCGCGCCAGAGUAGGAGACGAGACCUGUCUGUGAGGUCUGACAUAAAUCAACAACUGGCCGGAAUGAGAAAUCUAAGAGGAGCGGUAUUCGGCACAUAACCAGACAGAGUCUUCGCUACACAGAGUUUAGGCGAGUCGCGGAAAUAUGGGUAAAAAAUAGCCAUUGAAUCCGACUUAGUACGUCUAGACACCCUGAUGGUGGCCCCUUCCAGAGAGAAAGAAAAAGCAUAGGCGGCCGCGAUAGACUCAUACCACGAAGAAGUCUGCAGACUAACGGAUCCUGGCCAAUGGGCAAACCUCUAAGCGGUACAUGGGCCGUCGACAACGCUAAUCUCGCCACAUUAACCGAACGAUAUGAUCGUCCCAGGUCAAACAGGUGAGACAGAAAAUUCAGCACACUGGUUACAGGGCCCGUAAAGGGAUCGGUAACCCAUUCCAGACACCAAAGACACCAGGAGCCCCAUGCUGAUAAAAAGCUUCUUCUAGUCCAAGGGGCCCUGGAGUCCCAGAUGAGGUCCUUAGCAGACUGCGAUAAUGCCUUGACAUUCCAGGUUCCCCUGAAAGAGUCCAGGCCACCAAGCGCAGGUGGCUGUCCCUCAUGAGGGAAUCAGGAUUGCCUCGGGAGUCCGAGAGGAGCAUCAAAGGGGACGGCAGGAGUAGUGGAUCCCGAUGGGAGAGAUCCAGAAGCUUAGGAAACCAGGCUUGAGUCUGCCAUAGUGGAGUCAGCAACACCAAAGACACACGCUGACGUCGAACUUGCAGCAAUAUUUUGGGAAUCAUAGCAAACUGAGGAAACGCAUAAGCUCCCCGUCAAGGCCACGCUUGAAGAAAAGCAUCCACCGCUGAGCACGCUGGAUCCGGGAGCCAGCUGAAGUAGGUCAGGACCUGAUUGUAACGGACCGUUUUGCCCAAAAGAGGUUAAAAACCGUUUAGGCGAUAUUCCCCUUUUUCAGCUGCACCGACAGCUACUGCAAGCACCAAUCUCCUGAACUGCAAACCCACAAAUUCACCAACUCUCUGACUGCAACCAAGGGAAUACUCGAAACUCCCGAACUGCAUACCAAGGGAAUACUCGAAACUCCCGAACUGGAGACACACUAAUAGCUGCUAGCAGACGAACAGGAAAAGCCCCCAAGCGGCUUACACUCCUGGCAAUCAGUCUCUAACCGCAUACAGUAAAUCCUCCCCCAAUAAUGAGACGACACUUCACUUUGAGGGUUAAGCAGGAACUGAUUUACUGGGGCUAACUGCCCGGCUUUUAUGCAGGUCACUCCCCUAGGGGACCAAAUGGGAGACUGGGACACAAAGGGUAAAAGGACCAAUCACAGACUUACACAUUUCAACCAUCCCACAAUGCAUCAGAAUCCAUCCUCUCUGCCCUGGAGAUAAUUGGGAAGUAAUUUAAUUAUCUCCAAAGACAGAGGCAAAACUCCAUUAACCACAUGGCAGAAAACAAACAGUAAAAGACAUAAAAUUACCUACAGUUACAUUCAGUACAUAAAACAUAUACAUUCUACAUAUCCCCAGAUAGCUCAGGUCUGAGCGCACAUUAUUAAGCGAAUGGCGCUCAGACCACACGAAUACAGUUUAAUCGCCAUGGAGCCAAAGUCUUUACACAGUCCGUUUCAUGCGAAUGGGCUCCAUGGGAUUCCUAUCUGGGGCACAACACACUCAAACAAAACUACCGAACACCGGGCCGUUCGUGCACUUUCACCGAACAAGAAGGGAGGUCGGCGGCUUCAGCGGUGUAAGCGCAAAACUGUGUCCGAUUUCAGUUCCAUGAAUUGAGCGUCGAACACCGCUGUGCAUUCGCAUGUUUAAAAUGGCUGCGACCUCGUGUUCGUGAUACGAAUGGCGGCCACCCAGCGUUCGUCAAUUAAGCUGCGGUUAACCGCAGCUUCAGGGAGGUUAAUUGCCGGCACAUUCCAGCUCCCAGGUGGUCUGUUCAUUCGUGCGGUUUUUCGGUAGAUUGAAUCUACCGAACAACCGGCAGAAAAGCAUGAAUAAGUAUUUUCUGCAGGGAAAAAAGUUGUCUUUUAACAUGGGGCCAUAGUCCAAAGGCAGCAGGCGAGCAACCAGGCUUCUCCAGUGUACAGUGGCGAGGUUGGUUUCGCCACACUGAUAGUUCCACCAAAGAGGUCCACCGUGAACGAGCCCCUUUGGUCCGCGAGCUCGAGGAAGAUGGAGCGAAGGAGUUUCCAAUUGCUGGCUACCCUCCAAUGUCUCGAACCAAUCCGCCGUCAGGUUCGACUCCCCCGGUAGAUAUUCCGCCUGGAGGGUGAUGUUGCAUUGGAAGCAGAAGCUGUAGAUCUCCUUCGUCACCUCCGAGAGUCCCCGAGAACAUGCGCCUCCCAAGCAGUUGAUGUAUUGCACCGCCAAAACAUUGUCCAUCCGGAGGAAGAUGCAGCAGUCUGAAAGGUGGCUUGCCAGACUCCGAAUCGCAAACGAUCCUGCAAACUCCGAUUCCCUCUCUUACCACGGUCCCCCCAUGGAGCUGGUCGCGCAGAUGGCACCUCAACCACAUAGACUUGCAUCUGGCUCUAGCACGAAAUCUGGAGUUGGGCCGAAGAUCGCCUUGCCCGGAAACGUAGGAAGGUCUCCUGUGUAGAAAACGGGCCUUGAGCCGUUGCAUGGCCCUGUUAUGAAGCGGGCCCGGGUAGAUCGCCUGGAUCGAGGCCGAGAGGAGACCCACUACCCAAGCCAACAUACGCCGUGGGAUCCGGUCUUGACGUAGGAUCCUCCUUAUUUCUUUUUGAAUGGUCGCUAUUUUGUAUAGAGGCAGACGAAGAACCCAUUAUUUCGCAUCCACUUCGAAAUCCAAGAACUCUUACUUAGGAAGGAGAGAGAGCUGACUUCUCCAAGUUGACCACAAACCCCAGGUGUUCGAAUAAGGAGACUGCAGAGCGUGUCUGACACCUCAGUCUUCAGGGCUCCUCGCAGAAGAUCAGCAAAUCGUCCAGGUAGACGAUACAACGGACGCCCUCUGACCGGAGUCGAGCAAACAACGGCUUCAAGAGCUUGGUGAAACACCACGGAGCCAAGCUGAGGCCGAAGGGAAGACAGGUGAAUUGGCAAGGUCUGCCCUUCCAGAGAAAGCGGAGGAAUCUGCGGCACUCUGCGUCCACCAGGACAGAGAGGUAGGCGUCCUUCAGGUCCAAUCUUGUGAACCAAUCUCACGGCCUGAGGAGGUCCCGUAGGAGAUGGAUGCCCUCCAUCUUGAAGUGGUGGUAGACAAUGAAAGCGUUCAGGUUCCGCAGAUUGAUCACUGGUCGGAAUUCGCGGGACUUUUUCCUUACCAGAAAAAUCGAGCUGAAAAAAUCUUGUGUGGCCGGAGUCCACUGGACCGCGUCCUUGUCGAACAUGGCCCGAAUCUCCGCAUCUAUCAGGGACUGUUGCUCCCUUGAGGAAAUGGGAACUCGCGGAGGGGAAUGAAAAUCUAUGACAUCCCUGAACAGUCCAAAGAACCCAUGCAUCUGAGGACACCUCCCACUACCUGUCCCUGCAGUGAAACAGUCUGCCCGCAUGCAACAGGGGAGAGGGAGAAAUGGCAGGAGUUGUUCUCACCUGAAUCUUGCUCGACCUUUGUCCGAUCUCUGAGAGUAGACGGGCCGGGACUGGUAGGAGGUGAAGAACGAUGGUCCACGGGAUCUUUGGCAGCUAGAAGACCAGAAACGGCUGGAGACACUGUCGUCAAGCCCUGCCAAAAACCUGUGAAGUCUACGGGUGAAAUACCCACUUUAUGGAGGUCUGGGCGUUGUCCAGGGAAGUGGACAGGUUCACAUGCUUAUGCAGUUCCUUUAUGAACGGCUCCCCAAACAGAAGGCCCUUAGCCAGGGGGGCCAAUUCCUUUGACCCCAACUCCGACAAUUUGUUGUCAAUCCGUAAAAGGACCGCCUUCCUGCAUUCCGUGGAGAGUGCCACGUUAGUAUUGCCCAGCAGGCAAAUAGAGCGCAAAGCCCAGUCCCGCAUGGUGGCCAGGUCCAGGGCAGCUCCCUCCGAGUAGGCCUCGUCCGCCAGCAUUAGCAUCCUGCAUAGGGGGCCCAGCAUGUCCAGCAGUUUGUCCUGCGCCAGGCGGAGGCUGCGUUCAACCCCUUUCUUGGGAUCACAACCUGUACUGGUCAUGUAUGUGGUGACCAGGGAAUCAAAUUCUGGCAUGGUGGCUACCUUAUCAGGCAGCACGGGCCUGGGGCAUUCUGCCUGAAGUUUCCUGUGAACUUCCCAUUCCAGAGGCCUGCGGAUCCAGUAAUGCACGAAUUGUGCUAAGUCGUCAGGUAGAGACCUUUCAGAGCACCUGUCUGGGGUGCCGAAUGGCCCGAGGGCUGAACAGGAGUUCGCCCAUGGCGUCCAGGAAGGUGUCGUACUCCACCACGGUAGUCAAUGCCCCUGGCUCAGCCUCACGGUGCCAUUUGGGGUCAUCUUCACGGUCCUUGUCCCAAGCGUCGUCGUCCUCCGAGGGGGACUGGUCCGCCCGCCAUUCAUCCAGAAUGGCCAUAGGUGGUUGGGUGGGAGGGGUAAGGAGACCUCCUCCCCUGCGCCCGAUAAUUGACGGCGCCUGGCCGGUGAGCUUUUCCCUUCCGGGAGUGUGGUUCGGGGCCUUCACCCUUCCAGUAGCGCGUCUGCGCACUUGCCUGCUCUCGUCUAGGAGAGUCUGACUCAGCCGAGUCGUCUACCGUUUGGAGGGGCCCUCUAGCACCCAACUCCAGUUGUGUCUGAGGAAGGGCCCUAGCCUGGGCCUUUUCCACGGAGGCGGCUACUGCCGCAUUUAUCAUGGCCUGCAGAUUCUGUUCCUGGGUAGAUGUUGCCAUGGUCAAGGACACAUGGACAAUGUGACACCUAGGGGCAUAGAGGACAGGUGUGACCAGCAGGUAAUCGGGGCAGCACCCCUAAUAGUGGCAGAGGCAAGUUAGCUAGCGCAUGCAGGGUCCAAAUGCCAAGGGGGCCCAGAGUACAGAGCCGCCAGGCCAGACGUACACAGAGAAUGGCACAGACAAAACAGGCCAAUCAAAGGGGCACAGUCAAAGCAGGCCAGUUAUAUGGGCACAGACAGAGCAGGCCAAAUAAUGUGGUACAGCCAAGGCAUGUCAGUCAGCACUUGCAGGCAACAUGCUGAGUCUAGAUGUAUAGACAUGCAGAAAUGAGUGAGUAGGGUCCACAGAAAUUGCAUUAUGCAAACAUAUGGGAAUAAUACAUGUAGAGUGAUCUAGGUAUAAACAGAACCCUUAUGUGAUCUUUAUUUCAAACAGAAAACCUGUACCAAAUAACAAGCACAUAUACCUUUAAAUCAUAACGUAAACACUAUCUGCAGUAAAACAGGCACAACCCCCAGCACGACCACGAGGCUGCGGGAAGGUGAGUGUCUGGGGGCCGGGAGCAGCCGCUCCCACGUGGCCAGCUAUCCCUCUCACCACCACCCACGCCGCUCAAAUCCGCAGUAAAUCAGACACCGCCAGCGGAAGCGUGGGCAGGGUGAGAGAAGCAGGAGAUGGCUCCCGCUCAGCGGACGGGGGCCAAGACUUGGGACCGUCUGAGUUGUACUCCGCGGUCUGUAACGGGAGGCGGUCGGAGGACCGCUCCCCAGCAACCGCUGGCAACACGAGCGAGCGAGGGGGGGAGGAGCAAGGGUAGGGUGGGCGGAGAAGGCAGGACAAGAGGGUAGAAAGAGAGGGGGUAGGCAGACAGAAGCCAUCCCAGUCACCCAAGCCUGCAGAAAAGCCCAUAGAGAAAGCCCCAAGCAGGGGGAAAGCAUGCAAAACACCCCCACAACGAUAAUAAAUACUGGAAAAACGGUGAAAUGCAAUAAAAUAUCCAAAGCCACCCAAUGUGAACAGGAGGCGGUUGUACGCUGACCUGUGCUUGAUGUGGAGCAGCAAAGAAAGAGGAAGUUGUUGGUUGGGAGAGGCCUUUUAUGCUUUCCUUUUUUGAUUGGUUUUUCUCUCUAUGUUAAUGUGCUGCUGUGGAGUUCUAGUAAAGAGAGACUUAAGCAAGUAUUAAGUCUCCUGUCAUGGUAUAAAAUUAACAUCUAUUCAGAGUUAUUUGGUUAAAUUAGAGCUGAGCAGUCAAGUGCCCUAUGACAUUCAAUAUACUGUAUUUUUGGAAUAUGGGACACCGUUUUUUAACCCAAAAUCAGUGGGGAAAUCCAAGACCUCCCUUAUGGCCCUAUGCGGCCUUCUUUUGCUAGCGGGGAGCUUCUUGUCAACGCCUCCUCUGGGGCCAGACAGAGUAUUUCUCCUGUUGGCACAGGCCAUUCAGAGCGUUGCCAUGGGUUACUACGGCAACACUCCAAUACUAACUCUUUCACCACUGGAUCACCAGGUAUCGUCAUGUCCCCCCUUACUGGCCCAAAGUAGAAUAAGGUCAGAAUAAACUUCUAACUGAAAUUAAAAUAAAUCUAAAUGAAAACAGAAAAAUCACCCAUCCCACUCAACAAGUUGUCACACACUUCAUCCCCCUCAACACACUAUAUUGCCUAGAUACACACCCAAGUACACUACUUACCCAACACAUCACAUCCCCUUCAUACACUACAUCCUGUAUACACACUCACAAUAAUACUACAUACCUUAUACACAUAAACUGAAGUUUACUGUAAUAAUGGUACUUGUUGUUUUCCUUUUUUUUUAUUUUUUAUUUCUAGUUAAAAUUUAUGAGUACUCUUUGUGUUUUUGUAAAAUUUAUGAGUCUCUUAUAUUUUGGUGCAUCUUAAAGGUAAAGUUAUGCAUUUGUAGAUAAGAAACAAGUAACUUAAUGGUGUAACGGAUCACCUGGCACCCCGACUGGGUACCUCCGUUGAAGGAUGCUCCUAGCGCUUCCUGAGGACUCCAAGCACUGCAGCAGACACCACAACCACCGAACCGGAGAAGCAUACGAAUGCUCUCAAGCAUAUGAAUGCUGUAAGCAGCUGAACAGGAAAAGCAUACAAUCAGCAUACAAUCCAAUUCCCCCAAUAACGAGACGACACUUCGUUUUGAGGUCAAGCAGAACUGACUGUACUGGCACAUACAGCCUCUUUUAUUCACAAUCCACAAACAUAUUACUGCCCACAGGGUUUUGAAAUACAACCAAUCAAUCCGUACAAUACACACAGACACUCCCACACAAAAUCCUCCCCUCUGCCUGUGAUAUGAUUACUGAACACAAUGGUUAAUCUAAUUAUCACAGGCAGAGAAAUACGGUAUCAUAAAACACAUCACAGGCACCCUAAAACAUGCAAUAACCCCAUAAAGUUAUUGUUUAUGUAAGUAUAUCGUUGGAACCGGGGGAUCUGGGUGAACCACAUAUCUAAAAUUCACCCAGAUCCGUUCAGUACUUUGGAAGAUACAGUUUAAUGCAGAUUCCACAGAACAUAUGCAGGCUAUAUGAAAAACAAUUACUUUAUAAUGUGUCCCCUGUUGUAUAGUCCAAAACCACUGCACGAUGUCUCUGUGCACCAAAUACCGGCAAGAUGGCACCGUGUAGAAAAGUCUACACAGUGUCUGGGAGUUAAAAUGGCCGCCAUCCAUUGUUCUCACCAUGUGCCUCUGAUACAUGAAAUGGUGGCCACCCAGUAUCUCCAAAGUAUGUCCCCAGAUGGUUCUUAUAGGGCCAGCAGCAGCACAACACAAAUUCAUUAUGCCCAAAUCAUUUCUUUAAAGGGCAAUACAUCCCAGGGGCCAUAGUCACAUGGCAGGAGGCGGGCAAUCAGUCUUCUCCAAUGUCCAGUGGCGAGGUCGGUUUCGCCACAAAUGGAUGCAACUAUUUGUCUGAAUUGGGCAUUGUUAAACAACAGAUUAGAUGUCUGCGGCUUUGUAAAAGUCGGUAAGGUAUUGCCAUGCAUAAAACGGGGUGUUUGUGUGGGGGCAUACCUAAGGAAUGCACCUCCUUUCCAUUCUGCAGUGUUUAACAAUGUAUAAUUUGUUUUUUUAAUCAAUAAAAAUGAUAGUAAACAUUGUCUUAGUUUGGCGAGAAUGCCGCCAGGAAUUUUGCAGGGAUGUAAAAUAUUGUCAAACACAAAUUUAAAUAAUAUAUACCCAUAUUUGAACACAAUUACCAUAUAAUGCAUUUAAAGGACCACUAUAGUGCCAGGAAAACAUACUUGUUUUCCUGGCACUAUAGGGUCUCUAGGCCCCCACCCUUAGGGUCCCCCUCUCACCGGGCUCUAGGGUGAGGAAGGGGUUAAACACAUACCUUUUCUCCACCACUGGGCACCCUCGGUGCUGGGGACUCUCUGCCUCUUUUCCCCGUCAUCGGCUGAAUGCGCAUGCAUUCUUAAUGCUUUCCUAUGGACGCUGGCGUCUUCUCACUGUGAAAAUCAGUGAGAAGCGCCUCUAGCGGCUGUCAAUGAGACAGCCGCUAGAGGCUGGAUUAACUGAUAGGUAAACAUAGCAGUUUCUCUGAAACUGCUAUGUUUACAGCAGAAAGGGUUCAUCCUAGAUGGACCUGGCACCCAGACCACUUCAUUGAGCUGGGUGCCUAGAGUGGUCUGGGUGCCUAGAGUGGUCCUUUAAUAUGAAUUGGGCAAAUCCAGCCUGUAGUAGCUUUAAUUGUAACUUGCACGUUAUUUUUUUUUUUUUUGAAUUCUAACUGUACCCUUCCAGAAACCUUUAACAAGAAAAAGUUUAAACAUAAUUUCUCUAAAGAUAUAUAUGUUUAUUUUUUAAUCUUCAAAUUUCACUUAAAUUUUUUUCUUUUUAUGUAGGUCAGUGACUGUUGAGAAAUGUCACAACAGUACAAUAAUCUUGGGUCCAGUACAGUCUUCCCUUCAUGUCCAAAUGUGCGACAACGUGAAGAUUAUAAGUGUUUGUCAGCGCUUGUCUCUUUUGUCUACCACAAAUUGCACUUUUCAUGUUCUGACUCCAACUAGACCUCUUCUCUUCUCUGGAAAUCAGGGUGUUGUAUUUGCUCCCUAUCACACACACUACCCAAUGCUUGAAGAUCAUAUGGGACAGACAGGAUUAGCAACAUUACCGAAUUACUGGGACAGGCCUCUUUCCCUGGCUGUAGACAACAGUGACCAAAAAGUAUGGAAACUUAUUUCUCCAAGAGAAUUCACUACAUUUGUUGUGCCUUUUGAAAUGGAAGGAGAUACAACUGAAAUCCCUGGGGGUCUGCCUCCAGCUUUUCUAAAAAGUACUGUGCAAAGAGAACAAAAGGUGCAAAUGUGGCAAAAAACUGUAAAGGAAGCAGGAUUAACUAAGUGAGUGAAAAUAAGAACAGAAUUUGAAAAAUUCAUUGUGUGCAAUGAGCACUUUAUUAGGGGCAGCUGCUGUUGAUUCUGCAUAUGUAUGUAACUACAAUGUGAGCUGUAUGAAAAGACAGAGAUAAUACUGCAGCAAAUGUUUCCAGGAAGAUGUACAUUGUGUUGUUCCUUUGGUAUAGAUAUAUAUCUGUAAACAUAUUGAGCUUCCUCCAAGCUGAGACUAUUUAAAUGUAGAGAUAUUGAUAGAGCAAGGAGACUCUUGGUCCUGGAGAUGUUUAACUAAAAACUUAAAUGCUGCUGUUGCCCCACUUAGGACACAUUUAAAUGUUGGCCUUUUGUUCUUCCUCCUGGUAUAUGAAAUAAUAAUACAUCAUAAAAUAUAUGUAGUUGGGCAUUGCUUAAUGAAUGGUACAUUUCUAAAUUGCAGGGAGCAGAGAAAACAGUUCCAGGCUCUUGUUGAGCUCAAGUUUAAUGAAUGGCUAAAAAGCACAGGAAACCGGCAUCAGCUGGACAGCCUUGUACAACCAUCUGAUGUUUCCAAACAAGUCGCUGGAUAAAAAUGAUCUAAGUGCAUUUUGAACAGGUAAUAAUUUAAACAAGUCACAUUGAAACAAAAUAAUGAUAAACAGAAAUCUUACUGUAAAUUAUGUUUUCUUCAUAUUAGUAGCAAUACACUUUUUCAGGAGGUUCUCUAGGAGAACAGCAUAUUUAAUUCAGCUUUGUUUCUUUUAAUGUACUCCUAUAUUUUGAAUGAUAUUCAUAUUUUUACUUUUCUAUUUUUAUUUUUAAUAAAUGUCAUGCAAGACUUGAAAUACAAACAUUUCUAACUUGUAUUUCACAAAAUGAAAGCUGUAUUUACUAUACUGAAUGCAACUAAUUGACUCCUGACAAUAAAAAGAUUGAAACUUAAUAAUCUUUCAAUCUCCUCUUGUGGAAAAUAUUGAUCUGGUUUGUAAAAGCCCAGAACACCCUGGCACACUGUAUACAGCAAAUUGAGACACAUCUAGAAACCUGUGAAACAAAGCUUACCGAUUUGUGGUCAUGGAGAAACUACUUGCAAGCACUGCAGCAACUGGAUUUGCAGGCCUAUCUUUGCACCCAACCUCCCCAUGAAUAUGCUAUUACUUGAACGUGCACAUGCGUUCCCUAAGCCAAAGUAAUUACCCAUAGCAGCACUGAAAUAUGUCCUACGGAGGAUGCACUACCUCCAUGUCAUAGAAGGGCUUGUAGACUGAGAAAUUAGGUACCUCUUGGAAUAUAAGGAGUUAAUUGUGACUACACUAUGCAAGCGGAAAAGUUUAAGGAGGUUCACUGAAACCUUGCGGAACCACCAUAUCUCGUAAGCUCCUCACUCACUGAAAUGGAACAACCGCUGUGGUGGUGACACUGUAGAAAUGCAACCGUUUGCUUAGUACAGUUCGAUGUCCACCUUUAGUAUACAGCCAAAUUUGUGAUGUUCCCAGAAUGCUGAUCAUGUCACCUUUGUACACCAGAGAGUACCUUGUGGAAAAUUACUCCUCUUUUACUCACCCCUCAAGAUGGGAACUAUCCAUUACAGGUUACCAAAUUAUGAUUUAUGGGAAAUCUUGACCUCCCUUACCUAUUUCAUUAGGUGAACAUUUCAGAGUGCUAAUGAGAGCACAUCUAUACAAAGGAAAGAAAACCAAAAAGAAACCAUAAUCCGUUCUUAGUCAUUGCAUUGUAAAAUGAGAAAAUAAAUGUGUUAAUUUUCGUGGUCUUUUUCAACAACAGAAGAUCUUAGUUUUGUUUAUUUACAAUGUUUUUAUUUCAUUGCAAUUCAUGGAUCAGAGCAUUUGAGGUUAGCUUUAUUUGACUACAUUUGAGUGCGUUUUUACUAAAUAUGAUCUGAAAAUGUAAUCUCAGAAUUCUACCCCAUAUGUUAUACUCCAUUUAAAAGCUACUCCCUCAAAGAAUUGAAAUGCUCUUCAGCAGCUUUAACGUCUACAAGAGACAUUUCUAAAUGAAUGCACAUCCGUCCUUACACCCCAAUGAAUACCUGCUUUCAGUUUCAUGCCACCUAAUCAAAUACGUCUAGUGAGUUUCUGUCCCUUUGGCAGACACAUUGCCUUUUUACUGCAUAGACAUAUUUUAUACCAGAUACCCUUUCUCAUCUGUUCCAUCAACAAUGAGUUAAACCACAGCAAACAUGCUAUUUUUAUGCUCCUAAUACUGAACAAAGGAGCGUUCUCCUUAUCUUGCAGUUAUCCCAUAUUCAAAAAGAAACCAUAGAGUACCAGAUCAUAAUUUGGUAACCUGUAAUGGAUAGUUCCCAUCUUGAGGGGUGAGUAAAAGAAGAGUAAUUUUCCACAAGGUACUCUCUGGUGGCUAUAACUAUGUAUUUGAUCCAAGCCUAGAAUCCUCACUCGAACCCUCCACACAGAGCUCUAAAAGCUUCAAAAUCACUAUAAAGUACUACUUUGAUUGCUAGAGAGACAUACAUCACCUUGAGUUAACUAUCUCCUUUUAAAAGCUUUAGCUGUUGCCUUACGCUGCAGACUGAAAGAAACAGGUCAAUAUGGCUUUUUUUUUUUUUUAGGUCAUUUAUAAGUUCCAUAUUUAACAGAAGUAUUUAAUAAUGCUUGGAACAAAGGUCUUGGAAUAUGCAAACUGCAUACUCAUUGUCAAAUACCCUGUUGGCCUAUCUUUGAAAAUCAACUAGGAUCUGAUAAAUUGUUACUCUAAACUGGUUUCAUAAAUAUAUUGCCUAUUACCAAGUGAGGCCUAGGACAUAUUGAACUCAUUCCUAAAGAUAUAAAAAGUUAAUAUCAGUGCCAUAUCAGAGUAAAAUGUGAGAUUAAUAGUGGUCAGUGGGGAGGGAUGGAAGGGGAGAACUGGGGUUACUUUAGUAUUCUAGAUGCAAUGUGAGGUUUUCUUCUUAUCUGAUACCAUUUUUCCCUGAGCGAGUAUAUAAUGGUUCAACAUUUGCAACUGACAAGAUCUACCCUUACUUUUCCUGUCCCUAUUUUUAUACCCAAAUCUUUUUUGUUUAACACUUGGGAUAUCUUUUCUUAAUGUUACUUGUACAUAUUGGAUACAUAUUUUCACUUGUCAAAUUGAAAAUAAAUUGAUAAAAACAAACAACUGAUAUGCAUAGGUUGAAGUUUAUAUUUGUGAUUUAAUUUAAAUUUCCCCCCCCGUGUUUCAGUAAUUCCAGUGAUAGUUACCUGGCAGAUUACAGAAACCUACUUAGCAGAUACCGAUUGCAUAUGGGCUUUUACCAUGCUUGAAGAUGAGAGAAACGGCAGACUGAACAAAGAAGCAGAAGUUAACUAAAGUACCAGCGAAGAAACAAGCAUGCUGGUUUUAAGUGCACAUGUAUAUGUGUUACCCCUGGGAACCCCAGUGCCAGAAGCAACUAGUCCUAUUAAAGGAUGAUGACUCUUCUAAAACCAUUUAAAUGCAGUCCAGUAUUUCUUCAUAGGAAUUCGUAACACAUGAGACUUAACACUGCUUUUGAAUUCAAAAUAUACUUAAUAGUAUAAAUUAGAAAAAUAACACAUGCUUAAGUCCAAAGCCAAGCUGUGUGGUAAUAUAGUAGAAUGGAAUGCAGCCUUACUGGCAACUUAAGCAUUUUUAAAAUGCAUUUGUUUUGAUUUGCGGCAAGUUUAAAAACUUGCGAUUUUGACAGAUCGACACAUUGCUGUGAAUAAUUUAUUUAAGAGGUGAAUAAAAUCAAUCUUUUCUUACCAAAGGUUUUUUUUUGGUUCUUUUAAGUUUCAGUUCUACAGGUUAUUCGUACACAUUUUACCAUGAAAAUACACACACA